Fundulus heteroclitus (mummichog) is the source of this 1382-nucleotide messenger RNA. It is a transcript of the gene stmn1a, whose product is annotated as stathmin 1a. The transcript is spliced from 5 exons. NCBI's taxonomy places the organism in Eukaryota, Metazoa, Chordata, Actinopteri, Cyprinodontiformes, Fundulidae. Gene Ontology annotation, cellular component: neuron projection; cytoplasm. The record is from RefSeq and is a predicted model, not a curated record. Bases 186 to 641 code for a protein of 151 amino acids. Gene Ontology annotation, biological process: neuron projection development; microtubule depolymerization; regulation of microtubule polymerization or depolymerization. Gene Ontology annotation, molecular function: tubulin binding.
ACGUGCACGCGUCCGAGGCUCGAAGUGAAACCCGUGAGAGAGGAGCUCAGCAGCAGCAUCCGCAGCUUGUUGGAGGUGGGUGUGACAGGCAGGCAGACAGACAGCAUCUCUGUAGCCCAGAAACCCGACAGGAGAGCGCCUUUUGUCUCCGUCUCUAGGUGACCCGUCCUGCACACGCGUUCAAGAUGGCAUCAGCUGAAGAUAUCCAGGUCAAGGAGCUUGACAAGCGGGCAUCUGGCCAGGCAUUUGAAGUCAUCCUGGGUGCUCCAGCCCCUGAUGCCAAAGGAGAGUUCCCCCUGUCUCCUCCCAAAAAGAAGGACCUCUCUCUCGAGGAAAUUCAGAGAAAGCUGGAUGCUGCCGAAGAGAGGCGCAAGAAUCAUGAAGCUGAGGUUCUGAAGCACUUAGCUGAGAAGCGAGAGCAUGAAAAGGAAGUGCUACAGAAAGCUAUGGAGGAGAACAACAACUUCAGCAAGAUGGCUGAGGAGAAGCUCAAUCAGAAGAUGGAGGCCAACAAGGAGAACCGCACAGCAAUUAUGGCAGCCAUGAAUGAGAAGUUCAAGGAGAAGGACAAGAAGUUGGAAGAGGUGAGGAAGAACAAGGAAGUCAAAGAGCCCGGCUCAGAAGGCACCUCGGAAGACUGAGUGGAAACGCCUGGGGAAUUGUAUAGGGUUUUUUACGUAUCCAAAGAUUGAUUUAUUUUUUGUUCUGCCAGUAUUGUUUUUUCACUACCCACCUUUUUGACAUACAAGUUCUACUCUGUGACUCUCUCCAACUCUCCUGCUAUAAGUGUAGUUGAGCUCGUUCUACGUGGGGAUAACCCCUCCCAGUCUGCUGUAAUCAUCAUGUAGCUUGUCAGUGCAGCUUGAGUGCUUUUUUUCCGUUUGGAUAUUAGCAGUGUGGUUUUUAUUCUCUCGGGCAGCAUGUUUCUAUGCAUUGGUCUUUUACCACCACCUAUUUCAUAGUGGGUUUUGAAAAAUGUCUGUGAACCGCACCUGUUCUUGGCACUUACUGUAUAUUUGAAAAGUAGCACAAGUUUCCAUCGAGGUGUUGGCGUUGGACAUGCAGCUUGGCUCCUGGAUUCUGCUGACUUUUUCCCCUGCAGGUUUUGCUUCUUGUGCCACUGUUGAUUCUUGGCUUUUGUAAAAAAGACAAAACAGAAAAUAUAUGGGGUUGACUUAAAGCACAUGACUUCUUGCUGUUGUGAAUUAACAUGUCCAUCAUGCAACUGGAGGUCUUCUCCCACCCCAUCCCACCCCCCUCCAACAUCACUGAGCAGAUGUCUACACAUGGAAUGCAUAUGAGCAAUACACUUCUGGCAUUUCCAUACAAAAAGUGGCUAUUUGACUUAAACUGUUGUACUAAAACAAAUAAAGUGUAAACUU